UUCCACCCAAAGCGGAAACGAAGCAGCAUGCCUUACGAAGAGUAAACGAAGUAGCAGGGAUUCAUCUUGUCGUCAAGCUAGUAGCCACCUCCCAGCUCAGCUACCAGCUCUUCGCCUCGUGUCCCUCUCUUCCCAUAUCUGUCAGCUCGCCUCAGUUACUAGUUUAGCAGGCUAGUACGGAGAGACGAGGGCUGCUCCCUUUCGCCUCUGCUUAGUCUGCUGCUCAACUCACCGUCACAGAUCAUUCCACACCAUGGCUGCUACGGACGUUGACGUGUUUUCGAAUGAAGAGAAGCGGAGUCUCAGCUUGGGCGGCCAUGUUGGAUUUGACAGCCUUCCUGACCAACUGGUCAGUAAAUCGGUCACACAGGGUUUUUGUUUCAACAUUCUGUGUGUAGGGGAGACUGGUAUUGGAAAGUCAACAUUAAUGAACACACUCUUUAAUACCAUGUUUGAAAAUGAAGAGGCGAGUCAUUACCAGAACGGUGUGUAUCUGCGACCGCGAACAUACGAUCUGCAAGAAAGCAACGUCCACCUCAAACUAACCAUCGUUGACACUGUUGGCUUCGGUGACCAGAUCAACAAAGAGGACAGUUACAAGCCAAUUGUUGACUACAUUGACACUCAGUUUGAAAACUAUCUCCAGGAGGAGCUGAAGAUCAAACGCUCGCUCUUUAAUUACCACGACACGAGGAUCCACAUUUGUUUAUAUUUUAUUGCUCCAACUGGACACUCCCUCAAGUCCCUGGACCUUGUUACUAUGAAAAAACUGGACAGCAAGGUCAACAUAAUUCCCAUCAUCGCAAAAGCGGACACAAUCUCCAAGAGCGAGCUCCAUAAAUUCAAAAUAAAGAUUAUGAGUGAACUCGUGAGCAACGGUGUCCAGAUAUAUCAGUUCCCAACAGACGAUGAAGCCGUCAGUGAGAUCAAUGCCUCCAUGAAUGCCCAUCUGCCAUUUGCUGUGGUCGGAAGCGUGGAAGAGGUCAAAGUGGGUAACAAAACAGUGAGGGCCAGGCAGUACCCCUGGGGUGUUGUACAAGUUGAGAACGAGAGCCACUGUGACUUUGUGAAACUUCGAGAGAUGUUGAUCCGAGUCAACAUGGAGGAUCUGAGGGAGCAGACGCAUGCCCGUCACUACGAGCUGUACCGACGCUGUAAGCUGGAAGAGAUGGGCUUCAAAGACACAGAUCCUGAUAGUCAGCCAUUCAGCCUUCAGGAGACCUAUGAAGCUAAGAGGAAAGAGUUUUUAGGAGACCUGCAGCGCAAAGAGGAGGAAAUGCGGCAAAUGUUUGUGAACAAAGUCAAAGAAACUGAAGCAGAACUUAAAGAAAAGGAGAGAGAGCUUCAUGACAAGUUUGAGCAGCUGAAACGGAUGCACCAGGAGGAGAAGAGGAAGGUGGAGGAGAAGCGGAGAGACCUGGAGGAGGAGAUGAACGCCUUCAACAGGAAGAAGGUGGCAGCUGAGACGCUGUCCUUAUCUCAGCCUCUCAAGAAAGACAAGGACAAGAAAAAUUAAUUUAUGGGCGCAGCACACCCCUCCACACACGACCAUGGAUUUGUCUUCCAUCACCAUAGCAACGACAACAUCUGGUUUUCUGUUUUUUUUUUUUGUUUGUUUGUUUUUUUUUUGACAUUCCAUCAUGACAUUGUGCACAUGGACCAAAGACACUGAGGAUGGUGAUGGUGAAGCCACAGGAGAGGAAAGAGUGAAAGAUGGUGAGAAAUGAUGAGGAGAAACAUUCAUUUUCCACCAGUGGCCAUCUCAUUAAAGUCAGGAUAUUUCUAUGUUGUUUUGGACACUUUUUUUAUACACACACACACAUAUAUAUAUAUAUAUGUAUGUAUGUAUGUAUGUAUAUGUGUGUGCUUUUUGUUUUCCCAAGUUGUAUUUUAAUUUUCUUAAGUUUCUCUUUUUGUGUUUGUGUUUUUGCCAUCAAUUAUCCACACAGAAAUAAGACAUUAAAACCCCUUCAAGCAUUUUGACCUCUUGGUACUUCAGUAUAACACCCCAGGGCAAAAUAUAUAUUUAAAAAAUGUACGAUGUACUCGAUUUUUAUAAGUCUGACAUUCAAAUUGGAGAUAUCAGGGAAAUUUAGGCUCUUGUUUAUUUUUAUUUUGUGACUAUAUGACCCAGUGGAAACAUUGUUCAGGUGUGAUGUGUUUAACCUUUUUGUAAAAACAUAAGAAUUUAGCUUCGUAGAAAAAAAAAUCCCUGCAUAGUUUAAGUAAUGCAUUUAAAUAGCCGUAUGUCAAGCAAUAACUGAGUACCUGUACACUGCAUAACAUGCAUUUACAAAGGUACUGACAACCUAAACUUUGUAGUCUUGAGUCUUAAAAACCUAUGCAAUAUUCUGGUGCUGUAACUCAACAAGUGUAUAUGAAUAUUUUCUAGAGCUUAUUAAGCUUAAUAUGCAAAAUGUACUAGAUUUUAAAUAUAUUGUAAGAAGCCCAUAUGAUGGUGAACCAUUUCUGUAACAGAUUUAAUAUUAUUGUAAGCCAUGAGUGAUCGUCAUGAUGUGUUAUGACAAUGGACUCACAAACACAAAGCCAGUAAACGCAGGAUUCAGGAAAACAUUGAAGCCUCAGCUCGCUGUAGAUGAGUUUACACUCAUGGAGAAGAGAGCAGCUGUAUUUACUGUCUGUUGUUGGAAAUAAAUGUAACCCCCCUCCUCCCUGA
Messenger RNA from Melanotaenia boesemani (Boeseman's rainbowfish), 2677 nucleotides. RefSeq names its product septin 8a (gene septin8a). The coding region runs from base 254 to 1516 and encodes 420 amino acids. Gene Ontology annotation, cellular component: septin ring; septin complex; cell division site. Gene Ontology annotation, biological process: cytoskeleton-dependent cytokinesis. The record is from RefSeq and is a predicted model, not a curated record. Gene Ontology annotation, molecular function: molecular adaptor activity; GTPase activity; GTP binding. The transcript is spliced from 10 exons. NCBI's taxonomy places the organism in Eukaryota, Metazoa, Chordata, Actinopteri, Atheriniformes, Melanotaeniidae.